Harmonia axyridis is the source of this 1131-nucleotide messenger RNA. RefSeq names its product farnesol dehydrogenase-like. Lineage: Eukaryota; Metazoa; Arthropoda; Insecta; Coleoptera; Coccinellidae. The transcript has 5 exons. The record is from RefSeq and is a predicted model, not a curated record. The coding region runs from base 178 to 939 and encodes 253 amino acids.
AGCCUACCCUGAAAAUAUCGAGUUUCUAGGUCUAUUCAGAUCAGCAGUUAUCGUUCGUCAGUUGAGUGUGUUAUCAUAGAAAAAGCCUUGAAAAAAUUUGUAUUUAGUGCUUCGAAUUUGAUUAGUCUUCUGCUUUCUCUCGACGGUGCUACAAUCAGUGCUCAAUAAGUUAUUGAAAUGGAAAGGUGGCAAGGAAAAAUAGCUGUAGUUACUGGUGCCAGUGCUGGUUUGGGAGCUGCCAUUUCGGAAAAAUUGGUCGAAGAGGGCAUAAAUGUCGUUGGGUUCGCUAGACGUAAAGAAAAAAUUGAAGAAUUAGCCAAAAACAUAAAAAGUAAAAAUGGCGCUAAAUUACAUGCCCUUAAAGUAGACGUAACCAAUGAGGAAGAAGUUGUGAAUGCCUUCAAAUACAUUUCCGAAAAUAUUGGUACCGUUUCGAUCCUAAUCAACAAUGCAGGAAUUGUUCAACUAACUACUCUUAUUGAUGGGGACAGCAACCUUUGGAAAAAAGUUCUGGAUACUAAUGUCCUUGGUCUGUGUAUUGCCACUAGAGAAGCUGUCAAGAUAAUGAUGAAAAACAACAUCGAUGGACACAUUAUCCACAUAAACAGUCUUGCUGGGCACAGAGUUCCAAAAAUCCCUUACACAAAUGUAUAUUCAGCAUCCAAAUAUGCAGUAACAUCUCUGGCACAAACGUUAGUCAAUGAGCUGAGAUCGAAGGGUAGCAAAAUAAAAGUAACUAGUUUGAGUCCUGGAUACGUUGAAACGGAAAUAGCUGAAGUGAAUGGAUUUUUGAUGAACGCAGCUGUCAGAGAACUAGAAGCAAAAGCUCCAAGAAUGUAUCCAAUAGAUAUUGCCAAUGCAGUGGCUUACGUCCUCAGUACACCUCCCCAUGUUGAAGUGACCGAAUUGUCUGUGCAACCUGUUGGAGAAUUGUCAUAAUAGAAAGUUCAAGGAUCAACAUGGAUAAACUAAUUCAUUUUUUGAAUUAUUAUUAGAUGAAGCAAAUUUACUAUAUUUAACUUGUGAGGAAAAAAUAAUUUGUUUUCAAUAGAUAGGUAUAUUACUUAAUAUAAUAUAAUGAGAUAAUUGCAUAAUAUAAUAUAAAAGAGAUAAUUACAUAUUAUAAUAUAA